This is a messenger RNA of Spodoptera frugiperda (fall armyworm), 5353 nucleotides long. It is a transcript of the gene Np, whose product is annotated as serine proteinase stubble. Bases 395 to 3262 code for a protein of 955 amino acids. Gene Ontology annotation, biological process: proteolysis. The record is from RefSeq and is a predicted model, not a curated record. Gene Ontology annotation, molecular function: serine-type endopeptidase activity. The transcript is spliced from 10 exons. Lineage: Eukaryota; Metazoa; Arthropoda; Insecta; Lepidoptera; Noctuidae.
ACAGUUCGUUCAGUGAGACCGCAGUCGCGUAGCGGUCAAGGCUGACGCGGCGAACGCCUGCGCCUUACAUCGACUCAACGAAAAAAAAAAGUUACAAUAAAAAGCGCGCGCUCGCGAAACUGUCAAAGUUAUUUUUUUUAAUUAAAGUUAUUUCUAUUAUUUAUUUUUUGAGUAAAACAUAAUAUUAAAAGACUAAAACUGAGCUUGAUUCGUUUGUCUUGAGUUGUUAAUCAUCGGUUUUAGUACGAAUAACUGUUAAAUCCUCAGUGCCGGUGGAUAAUGAGUUCGCUGUGAUUGUGAGAGUUCGUCUUGGUGGCCGUUAAACAGGCCCCACACCCGCGUUUUUGACACAAAACAUGCAACAGUCAUAGCGACAGACACAAAGACAGUCAAAAUGGGUCCUCCAAUAAGUGCUUGGCCGUCGAGGGACAUGAGAGUGCAAAAUAUACCGAAUGAGAGUGACGAGUUAACGCAAAAGUGUUUGUUACGAUACCUAAACGUUUUCCGAGUGUUAUGUAUAAAUUUCACAUUUGCAUUGUUAUUAUUUCAAGUGUUUUUCGGUUUUAACCCCGUAAGGGCCGGCCCAGUGAUACUCAACAUGGAUUAUUCACAAGGUCCAGUGCCACUAGCUAGAAAUAUAAGACAUCUACCCUGUAUAUCAAGAAGAACAGGGCAGGAGGGUCUUUGUAUGUUCGCCAUAGAUUGCCUCAAAGCCAACGGGUCUCACCUAGGGACCUGCAUAGACAGGUUCUACUUUGGAUCCUGCUGCCAAAUCCCUGACAAAACCAUUCUACCACAGAUCAUAGGCAAUAACAUUGAAGACAAUUCAAUAGACAGUGCAAACUUCGUCCACCCUCAAAUAGAAGACAAACUCCACACAGCGAGCAGCAAGAUCCCAGAUAUAUUCGGUUCUAAAAAAACUACAACGACUACAACAGAGAAAAUCGAUAAUACAGUAACUGAGAAAUCUGAAGUACUCGAUAGGACAGAAGCGAUUGAUUUAGAAACGAAAUCGGAUGAACAAUCGACUAUCGAUAACAAAAUAUCGAAUGACGAUGUCAAGUUCACUACAUCGGCUGUUGUAGAAACUACUGUGAGAACUGAGAAUAAAAUCACAGACGCACCGGUUACUGAACUACCAAUGAAGCUAUCAACGUUCCAAACGGUUUCUAGCGAAAAUAACGUUGUAACUGAGAAGCCACAUGAAGAAGAAGUUACUAAAGUUACAACAGCAAAGCCGAAACCUACUCGGAAGCCUUCAAGGCCGACUUUCAGGCCUUCAUCGCAAAAGCCAUACAACCACACACGACCUCAAUACACCUUGUCCACGUACAAACCAAGGCCUGUGAAGCCAGUAUACAAUACUACUAGAAAACCUCCUUACAGGCCUCCAAGCAAGAGACCAUCUACGAAGAAACCUUUACCAAUCCCUCCGAGAUUGAACAUAACAAUACUACCUCAGUCAACUAGCUCAAAACCAAUAUUCACUCGACCAUCAUCAGUAUCAAUCACCUACAUCAACACCACAGUUUCAUCAUCAACAACUUCUGAACCAACAACUACCACUACAACAACAACAACCACAGCACCACCACCAACAACUGUUCUAACAACUCUAGUGACAGAGAAAGUGGUAGAAUCGACUCAACCAACAGCUGAAGUUGAGAAAACAACUCUUUCAGCUCCAACUGAGACAGAGAAACCAGUUGAUAAAACAACCAUUUCAGAAGCAACCAUUGAAACUACUCUUACCGAAGCGGUUAAGGAGACGACAGUACAAGCUUCCGAAGCAACUGAGGUGGUUUCGUCUACCGAAGCGGUGCAGGUUACAGAAGCAGGGGUGGUUACUGAAGUAUUAACCACGUCGCCACCUGCUUCUCCUGCUUCGACUGAACCAGCUAAGGUUGAAACCUUGACCACUUUGGAAGUGACUACUAAAGCGGCUGAGAAAGUCACUGAGUCUGAUGAAAAAUGGCCAACAGAAGGUUGGGUGCUAAUAUCGUCAAUCCCACCACAAGACACCACAUCAACAACAACAACUACAACACCAGCUCCUACAACAACCACUACAACAACAGCUGUCCCAACAACAACAACAACCACUACAACAACAGCUGCCCCUACAACAACAACAACUACCACUACAACAACAACAACAGUUGCACCGUCAACAGAGCAACAAACAGUGCAACCGCCUUCAACUACAACUACAACUGAGGCGCCUUCAUCAACUGUAACAACACAACAACCCAUUUUAGAGUUCACUGUCAACGUCACUCUAUCUCCUACCAUACCGACAACAACUCCAAGCAUUGGUUUGACCACGUUCACUUCAGUUUCGUCUGAUAAUGUAACUGAAAGUGUAAGCAAGAAUGAGACCACUUCCAGUACUACUGAAGCUGUGAAACCUUCAGAAGAAACCACCAUAGCGACUACGUUACUUCCUGAAACCACAACUGAAGGUGUCAACAUGUCUGAUUACAAAAAUGUUUGCGGGCGAAGACUUUGGCAGGCUCCUCAAGGACGAAUCGUCGGUGGAACAAAAUCUGGCUUCGGGCAGUGGCCGUGGCAGAUCUCCCUGAGGCAGUACAGGACUUCCACGUACCUUCACAAAUGUGGAGCUGCGCUACUGAAUGAAAACUGGGCCAUCACCGCCGCGCAUUGUGUUGAACAUGUUCCACCAUCAGAGCUCCUGGUGAGGCUGGGAGAGCAUGACCUGGCCCAGAGCGACGAGCCCUACGGCUUCGUGGAGAGACGAGUGCAGAUCGUGGCCAGCCACCCACACUUCGACCCAGCUACCUUCGAGUACGACCUGGCUUUGCUACGGUUCUACGAGCCAGUGACCUUCCAGCCGAAUAUCCUGCCGGUGUGCGUGCCGGACAAUGACGAGGACUUCGUUGGGAAGACUGCCUACGUCACAGGGUGGGGACGCCUGUUUGACGAGGGUCCCCUACCCAGUGUACUCCAAGAGGUACAAGUGCCAGUGAUCAACAACACAGCCUGUGAGGCCAUGUAUCAGGCGGCUGGGUACAACGAACAUAUACCCAACAUAUUCAUAUGUGCUGGUCGAAGCAAAGGCGGGGCUGACUCUUGUGAAGGUGACAGUGGAGGUCCAAUGGUGGUCCGAAGGGAGAGAGACGACCGUUUCGUCCUGGGCGGCAUCAUAUCCUGGGGCAUCGGGUGUGCGGAACCCAACCAGCCUGGAGUCUACACCAGAAUCUCAGAGUUCAGAGAUUGGAUCAACCAGAUAUUACUCUUCUAGACAUUCUAGAUCAUGGUAACUGUAGAAAGUUUUAAUCAAGGAUUUUGAAUCUUUUUCUCUAUUGAAGGAUGAAAUGCGAAUAGUCAUUUCGUCACCCUCCCGGCUAACUGUCCUAACUACCAAUUGAUGUUUUUCCAGGGCAAUCGUUUUUCGGUCGGGCGUUACAGUUAAAUUACUGUAGAUGCAUUAUUUGUGGCUUUAUCAAUGAAUUAAAAAGUUUUUAUAUAGGUCUUGGCUUAGUCUUUAAGUUUUUAGUCGCCCUAAAGCCCUAAGGUAUCUAUUUAAUGUCAGUGAGAUACGACAGUUAGCGGAGAGGGCGACGAAUUGUCCCAUAUUCCAUGAAAAAUAAUGGGGGGAAUGAAAUUGUAACGGUAUUAAAAAGGGGUGAAUAGAUAUGGAAAUGGGGGGAGGAAUAAGUGUAAGACAAUUUUCCCAACAUUUAUUUACCCCUCGAAUUCUAUUUACCCUAUUAUUAUGGCACUUACUAACUUACACAAUAUAUUUACAUAUUUGGUAUUAACACAUUGGCCUUUUUGAAAAAUAAUGGUUGAUUAAGAAAGUUGUGUAACAUUGAUUUGAAAAUAAUGGGAGCUAACCGUAUUUUUGUUCACCAGAUGGCACAAAUGUCGUAAGUUUUUUGUCCAAUCACUGCAGCUGUCAUAUAUUCAAUGUCCAAUGGUGUGACAUUAACUAAUUCCCUAUUGGACGAAAUAUAAAAGGCUCACACUAACGCCAUCUGUUGAGCAAAAACACAAUAUUGAAUCCAUGGUUCAUAAAACAGUAAAAAAUACUGUUUUUUGGGAUUUUUUUCGAAAAAUGUCCUUGUCAUAUUUUUGGAUAAACAAUUCUUGAUGAAACCUAUAUAAAAAAGUCAGAAAUAAUGUUAAAUUAAAACUAAAAAUUUACCUAAAUGUUAAUAAUUUAUUUAUUGUGAGUUAAAACAUCGUUUCGGGAACGAUUAAUGACAAUAAUUGUUUGUCAAAUUAAUUAUAAUUACUUUGCGUAGUAAUUAUGUCCAUACGUAAUUAUAAUUCUAUUGAUAUAUUAAUAAGGAUGGCUGUUUGUCUACCCCGUAAGAGAAAUCGGAUUUAUUGAGACAUAUCAAGAGACCACAAGAGACUGCCACGUUGGUCGAGUGGUCGCAAGUGGGGUCUCGGGUUUGCGGGUUCGAUUCCCGAGUCGGGCACAAUAUUACUGGGCUUUUUUCGGUUUUUUGAAAAUAUCUCAGUAGUAGCACGAAGUCUGGAAUUGUGCCCGGUAUAUGGCAAUAGGCUCACCCCUAUUACAUGGGGCUUAUAACACAAAUGGUGAAAAGUGAGUGUACAUUGUACAGUGGCAUUACGUGCCGUAAUGUGCACCUCAGCCUACCCCUUCUGGGAUAAAAGGCGUGACGUAGUGGGAAAAAUGUCAAUGGGUUCGAUUCCCGCACGGAACAAUUUUUUAUGUAUAAUCCAAAAAAUAUUGUUCCGAUUGAUAUGAUCCGCAUAUGAAAUAAUAUAGUAUUUAUUAAAAAUAAAUAGUAUUUGGUUCUUAAGAAAUUCAGUAAAACCGUAGAGUUCUACACAAUAUUUAACUUUUUUUCAUAUUUUUUUAAGAUUUUUCUUUUUUCUUAAUGGGGCAUUAUAGGCAGUGAAUGGACCAUCCAUAUUGAUAUAUAUUAAUGUCAGUAUAACUUAGAUAAAAGGAAAUAUACGAAUUUAUAUUUAAAAUCUAGUUAAAAUAGUAUUUUGUAAAAAUUUCUUUUUAAUUAUUUAAGUUUAAAAAAAGUAACUGCCAACGGCAUUUCGUAUAGUAGAUAUUUAGAAAAAAAAACACUGAGUUCCAAUUCCUGUUUUCAACUAAAAUUUUAGAAAAAAAAUAAAGUAUUUUAGAAAAAAAAAUAAGUAAAUUGUAUUUUUUUUUUUGUUAGUUUUAGUAUUUAAUUUAUUUUCUUUAGCGAAUUAUUUGUAAAUAUUUUUCGAUAACUUACCUAUUAUUAUUAUUAUUUUUAUAUUAUGAAAUGCAUUUAUUAAUUUUAUUUAAUUAGCCAUAAAUUAAUAAUUAAUAUCGAGUGCUGAUUUUAUGAAUUUAUUAAAUAAUUUUUAAAAACGU